Exophiala spinifera is the source of this 1215-nucleotide messenger RNA. Its product is annotated as serine/threonine-protein phosphatase. Bases 1 to 1215 code for a protein of 404 amino acids. Gene Ontology annotation, biological process: peptidyl-serine dephosphorylation; G1/S transition of mitotic cell cycle. The transcript has a single exon. The record is from RefSeq and is a predicted model, not a curated record. Gene Ontology annotation, molecular function: protein serine/threonine phosphatase activity. Lineage: Eukaryota; Fungi; Ascomycota; Eurotiomycetes; Chaetothyriales; Herpotrichiellaceae. Gene Ontology annotation, cellular component: cytoplasm.
AUGGGCUCAGUCAAUGUCCCGGUCCCAGGACCAGCGCGUCUGAAGCGCUCUGCUGGACCAGAUGAGUGGCUCGAAGCAGCAAAAAACUGCAAAUAUCUCUCAGAAUACCACAUGAAACAACUCUGUGAGAUCGUCAAAGAGUACAUGAUGGAAGAGUCAAAUAUUCAACCUGUUUCUACCCCAGUCACCAUCUGUGGUGAUAUUCAUGGGCAAUUCUACGAUCUCUUAGAGCUCUUCAGAGUAGCAGGAGGCAUGCCAAAUGAAUCAGCACCCCAAACCCCCGUCACACCUGCAAACAUCAUCACAUCCGCCGACAUCGAGCCACCCACUACCAUUACAAAUCCGAAACUCAAGAAGAGACUGAAACUUGGCGGUGCAGAACACCCAGACACGCAAAGUGAAAAGAGCAGCGAGAUCAGUGAUGCUGAAGAGAUACCCUCAUCACAACAGUCGGAAGUGGAAGACGAACGAUCAGAGUCAGGAAAUGUCAUUUCACAGCGACAAAACGCAAAUUUCAUAUUCCUCGGAGAUUACGUCGAUCGUGGAUAUUUUUCUCUUGAAACCCUCACCUUGCUCUUAUGUCUGAAGGCUAAAUACCCCGAAAAGAUCACAUUAGUCCGUGGAAAUCACGAGAGUCGUCAAAUCACUCAGGUGUAUGGCUUCUAUGAAGAAUGCGUGCAGAAAUAUGGAAACACUUCAGUAUGGAAGGCAUGUUGUCAGGUAUUCGACUUCAUGACACUCGGGGCCAUAGUUGACGGCAAAGUCCUAUGUGUUCAUGGAGGCUUGUCGCCAGAAAUUCGCACCCUCGACCAAGUCAGAGUCGUUGCUCGAGCCCAAGAGAUUCCUCAUGAGGGUGCCUUCUGCGACUUGGUGUGGUCAGAUCCAGAAGAUGUGGAAACCUGGGCAGUAUCUCCACGUGGCGCUGGUUGGCUCUUUGGAGACCGGGUUAGCCAGGAAUUCUGCCACGUCAAUGGACUCAACCUUAUCGCCAGAGCACAUCAAUUGGUCAAUGAAGGAUACAAGUAUCACUUCAAGAGUCAAGAUGUGGUCACAGUCUGGAGUGCACCAAAUUACUGCUACAGGUGUGGUAACCUUGCUUCAGUCUGCGAGAUUGGUGAAGACAUGAAGCCCACCUUCAAGUUGUUUAGUGCGGUGAAAGAUGAGCUACGACACGUUCCGCCUUCGAGAGGUGGCCGCAACGAAUACUUCUUGUAA